This is a messenger RNA of Brienomyrus brachyistius, 3426 nucleotides long. RefSeq names its product FA complementation group B (gene fancb). The transcript has 9 exons. Gene Ontology annotation, biological process: positive regulation of double-strand break repair via homologous recombination; negative regulation of double-strand break repair via homologous recombination; interstrand cross-link repair. Gene Ontology annotation, cellular component: Fanconi anaemia nuclear complex. Lineage: Eukaryota; Metazoa; Chordata; Actinopteri; Osteoglossiformes; Mormyridae. Bases 613 to 3153 code for a protein of 846 amino acids. The record is from RefSeq and is a predicted model, not a curated record.
UUCCCACGAUGUCACUUUGAAAACUAAACUACCAUUCCCAUGAUGCACUUAGAAGCGGGAAGUUUUGACAUUCUGACCAGAAAAUAUCAGUAGCUUUUCAUUUGUCUCACAGGAUAAUAUAUGGGUUAGAUUACUCAAAUUCGGACAAGGUAACUGGAUCCUGAUUCAUCAACUGGUAAUAUCUGCUUUUGGAUAACCAACUAAGUAGCUGUAAAAUGCCUGUAGAAAUACAUGCACGUGCCAAGUGGCUUAGCUGUUGGUGCUAGCCUGGCAAAAUGACUGGUUUGCGGGUCCUAUAUCUCAGACAUGCUCAUUAUUUUGUUUUAAUGAAACUUUUAAGUACUUGUCAGCUAGCUAGGCUAGUUAGUCAGCUUGGUGUAGUCCGAUAACAAGAAUUCCGAUAAGGGCAGCUAGCUAGAUAGCAGCUAUCCUUACGCUUGUGAAUGACUAAAGAUAUUACUAGCUGAAACGCCACUGCUUAGUUAGUGGUAACCCCUUAGUUACCCGGUGUUAAAUAUCCCAAAAUCUUUCACUAUAUAAACAUAACGCAUUUGUAAUUAAACAAGACCCAUUUGUAAUGUGUCGUCAGUUUGUUUAAAAACAGUAAGGGACAUGGAUGCCUGCUUCAAAAUUGCCCCCCUUACAGGAAGCACAAUGGUUUCUCCGAAGGAACAGUGUAUUAGACUGCUUGCUUUUAACAGUGACAUCCUGCUGGUCCAGCUGGCACCCUCCUUUUCUGAGAGGGAGUCUCAGUCAGGGUCAGAGCUCAGGUUCAGAAGGAUGUCCUUUGGGCGAGAGGCAGGACAUUUCUUGGUCCGAAAUGAAAGCAAAGUACUCGUCAGCAAAAGAGCCACUUCACAGUUUGGCCUGGUUACUUGUGCCCCUGCUGUGGAUGUAAAAAACGGACAAUUGCUUCCUUGUAUUUUACUCAAACAACAGAAGAGAAAAACAAACUCCUUUAAAUACAUACUUCUCACUCUUAGCAGCUCAGACUCCUUCGAGCGACACUUAGAGUUUAAGCUGCCAUAUGAAAUGAAAGACAAUGUUACAAUUGCACGGGGCCCCACUGUGUUAUGGAGUCAUGCAAAUAGUAUUUUUUAUACAUCUGUGGAAGUUGGUGAGGUUCAGCAAGUGAAUGUUCAGUUAUUGUCAGUAUAUUAUAUUGGCGAGUUACCCAUUGGCAAAAGGAACACAAUGAUUCUUGGUUCCCAAAAAUCAGCUGAGAAGGACCAUGAAAAGCAGCCAAAGAUCACCUGGCCACACCAAGCUGUUGGAUAUUUCCUGGAGGACGGAGAGCUUUUUGAUGGAGCUUGCAUUUUACCUAAUGCAUACAUUUCUGUUGUGAAAUGCAUUUUUUUUGUCUCUGCUGAACAAGUAGGCGACAAAUUUGAGUCGUCAUUGGUGGCAGCAACCAGCAAAAAUCAGCUGGUGCGGUUCGAAACUGGGAUCCCCAAGGACAUUUGCAAGCUUCCCUUUGAGGAACCUGAAAAUGUGCAGCUGGCAGAUACAGGGCUGGGCGGCUGCUUCUUCCUUGUCUCGUUCCAAGGGGGAAAUGUUUGUGCCAUUUGGAAAAACUCUUUUCAGGUGGCUCACUGCUGGGAGGGUGUGAGCUCCCUCCAUGUGGACGACUUUGUGGCUUGUGGGACUGACCAGUUGCUGAUGCUCUUUGAGAAGCAUGAACCACCAGAGGGUGCACUUGCAGAGUUUGUCAUCACCGACCUUGGUGAUAUGACUUACACUACCAGACAGAAUGUGGUGGAUGAUGCUUCAGGUGCUGCAGACUCACUACAGGAGAAUUACCUCCGGAUGGUGCAGGUGUUAGAGUCUCGACUACAGUUGGGCAUGACCUCUCUCCGGGACCUUCAGAGAGAGCUGGAGGUGAAAGACAGGCUCCUGCUGCAGUCAGUAAAAGCCCUGGUAGAUGCUGUUUCGGGAAGAGAGUAUGUCGUGUCCAGGGCAGACCAGGAGGGCUUGGUAUCUCUGUGGGAUGAAGAUGUGGAGAAUGAAGGCCCAGAUGAGAGGCUGACCGCAUUUGAGCCCCAUGUUCUUCCCGUGGAGAAAAUAUGGCAGCGUGUCGUUGAGGAUCGCUUGGUCGUGGGUGUAGUGCUGACGGAGCAGGCCGCUUCAUCAGUGGAGAGCGUAAGCAUGUCCCUCCUGUCAGAAGACAGCCAGGGCUUAGGGGUGCACGUGCUGCAGACCCACAGCAGAAUGUUCUGGUUUCCCUGCCCUUCCACCGUAAAGGAGCCCCCGGCCAAGAGGACAAAGCAGGACCGAAGUAACAGGGCUGAGAGGCUGACUGUUACCGUGGUGACUGACCUGGCCCCAUUGGUGGCCUGUGGCAGGAUCCAGUGCGCUGUACUGCUUCACACUGGCUGUAGCAAGGGGGCUGCUUUUGCCACGCUGUGCGGUCAUGUAUCCCUGGACAUCCAGGAUGUGGCUCAGGGAAAAUACUGCCCUCACCUGGUCAACUGCUGCAAGUUCACCACAGAGGAGUGUUCCGAAGACCUCCUGAGCCUGCUGGCAGCAUGGGAAUCCUGCUCCUUCGUUCUCCGCUCCCCCGAGCGCACCCUGCACUGUGUGCCCCAGUGGUUACUGGGAGUGGCCCGCAGCGAGCCUGUGGUGUUCAGCCCUGGCUACUUCCUGUUUGUGGCAGCGGAGCCGGGUGCGGCCAUCCUGUUCCACUGGCAGGAGAGGACGCCAUUCCAGGGUGAGCUGCGCGUCUGCUGCAGGAGCCAGACUCAGCUGCUCCAGGUUUUGGACUCUCUGUGCCACUUCCUGCCUCCAUCCUGUGAGGUCCAGCACAUCCGGGGGAAGGCAGCGGAGGAGUUGGUGCUGGUGCUGGCCUCCUCCCUGGAGCGGGAGGCACUGUCCCUGCGAGAUGGUGUGUCCUCACUCCUCAGUGCUGCUAGCAUGGAGGUGCAGGGCAGAGCCCAAGAAUACGAGAAGGUGCAGCCGAUGGAUGAGCUGCAGGCGCACAGGAUUAAGAUGGAGAGAGACCGGGAGCGGAGCAGGAGCGCCUGGAGCCCCCUGGUGGAGAUGGAGCAGUAUCGUGGGCUCAGCUCUACCGUGUCCCAGUUUGGGCUGGAGGGGGACCUUGUUGCCUACUCGCUGGGGGAGGUCCUGUACGCCCCCCCUGCUGUCUGCCUAGACUGAUGCUUGAAUGUUGUGAGUAGUCAUGUUUGCCAGUUAACAUGUACAAUCCAGCUGUUUAUGUGUGAAUGCAGUCCUGAAAUUAAAAUAAAUAAAAUUCUGAUCAAAAUGAGAUUGAAUCAGUAUGCCAUUUAAAAAAUUCAAAAGAGCCGAGUUUCCAUUUCAGUGUGUGUUGUCUUCUCAUAUCGUAUAUGGGCAUAUUCACAAGAAAAGCAGUAAUUGGAUCUUAUUGUAUAUUUGUCUUUAAAUGCUUUAAAUAAAACCUUGUGUCCGGCA